AUGCUUCCCCUCACCGGAGCGCGACGAGGUGGGGGGCAUUCCCCGUGCCGUCCUACCGACGACACCCUUUCACCCACCUCCCCUCCCUACCGCUUGCCAAUUCGCCCUGCCCAGUCGACACCCUGGCGACACCCAGGCGACACCCAGGUGACACCCUGGCGACACCCAGGCGACACCCUGGCGACACUGCUCGCCGUCGUAUCUCCACCGGAGCUGGCCGUCAUGCGAGGCGUCGCCACAGUCUCGGCCACCCACUACGACACGAUGGCGAUUCUACUGGCGUUUCUGUCGCCCGAGCAGCUGCACGUGGUGGGCAUCACCACCGUCUUCGGCAACGUGCGCACUCCCACCGCCACCGCCAACGCGCUCCGCCUCUGCGAGCUGGCAGGGAGGGAGGACGUGCCAGUGGCGCAUGGAGAAGAGGUCACUCUGAGGGGCGUGGAGAAGAUCCGAGUGGCGGAUUUUGUGCAUGGCAGUGACGGCAUGGGCAACACCAAUCAGCAGCCGCCACGUGGCAAGCCCAUAGACAAGGGAGCAGCGCAGUUCCUAGUGGACACGGUCCGCGCGGCACCCGGGCAGAUCACAGUGGUGGCUCUGGGGCCACUCACCAACCUCGCCAAGGCGCUGCAGCUGGACCCGUCCUUCCCCCAGCACGUGGCGGAGAUCAUCGUUCUGGGCGGCGCCUUCUUCACCAACGGGAACGUCAACCCGGCGGCCGAGGCCAAUAUAUUUGGAGACCCCGAUGCAGCAGAUGCGGUGUUCACGUGUGGGGCCAAGUGCACAGUCAUAGGCAUCAACAUCACGCACCAAGUCACCCUCUCAGUGAGGGACAUGGAGGACAUAAGAGACAGCAAGGGGCCGUUUGGGCGCUUCCUGUACGACACGUCGCAGUUCUACUACCGCUACCACAAGGAAUCGUACGGCAUGGAUGCGGUGUACCUGCACGACCCCACCACCAUGGUGGCUGCCAUGGAUGAUUCUCUCUUCACCUUCCACGAGGGCGUGGUGCGCGUACAGCUCGAUGGCAUCGCUAAGGGACUCACUUUGCUAAACAACACCAACAAAGUAUGGAACACCCCUACAGCGUGGUGUGGUAUACCACCAGUGCGGGUGGCGGUCACAGUGGACGCUGAUGCUGUCUCUGCCCUCGUCAAGCAACGCCUUUCUGCCCCCGGCCCUUCCGCACCGCAUUUGAACCCGGCCUCCUUGUGCUUCUGCCACCACCACCCACUCCUCACUCCCCUCACCCUCCUCACCCCUCUCAUCCUCCUCACAUUCCUCACCCUGCUCACUCACAUCGUCUCUCUCCUUCCUGGCAUCUCACAACUCACCACCGCCUCUGCUCAUGCACUGCUGCCUCACCCAUGCUGUCAGGCAGCAGAUCAGAUUGCCCCUCCUCUGCACCCCCCGCCCAGCGUGUCCCAUAACUCAGCACCGCCCCUCACCCUGUGA
This is a messenger RNA of Closterium sp. Naga37s-1, 1452 nucleotides long. The record is from the annotation of a GenBank genome assembly. NCBI's taxonomy places the organism in Eukaryota, Viridiplantae, Streptophyta, Zygnematophyceae, Desmidiales, Closteriaceae.